GCGAACGCUCGACUCGUACCAUAACAUCGCCACAGCCAUUAAAUUGUCGGGUUUUCUAUGUCGUGAAGUAGUUUUUUCUCUCUUCCGGGAGUCUUUACAAUUCCCCCAAGAUGAGUGCUCCAAGCAUACCUCUCUCCAGCAUAUUGAAAUCCAAGCAUGAAGAAGUAGAAGGAGAUGAGCCAAAGAAAAAAACACGUGAGGAGUGGAAGAAGGCCAAAGAAUUAGAAGAGGCUCGAAAGGCAGGUACUGUUCCAGCUGCUGUUGAUGAAGAAGGAAAGGACAUCAACCCUCAUAUUCCCCAGUACAUUUCCACUGCACCUUGGUAUUUUGGAUCUGGCGGUCCAACCUUAAAACAUCAACGGCCUCAGCCAGAGAAACAGAGUUCUUUUAACCACCUCAAUGAGCAUUAUGCAAGGGGCCAGAAAGGAAGUGUUUCCACACGUUAUCGCAAAGGUGCAUGUGAAAAUUGCGGGGCUUUGGGUCACAAAAAAAAGGAUUGUGUCGAAAGACCACGAAAAGUUGGUGCAAAAUUCAAUGCCCGCAACAUUGCUGCCGAUGACGUAUUACUUCCCACUCUUAAGCUUGAUUUUGAUGGGAAAAGAGAUCGAUGGAAUGGUUUCAAUCCAGCAGACUAUGCGGCCGUUGUUGAAGAGCAUCAGAAAGUUGAAGAAUACAAGAGACAGUUGAAAGCUAAGAAGUUAAAGGAUGGUGAGGAGAUGAGUGAUGAUGAGCCUGAUGAUGAUGAUGAAGAUGAGGACAAGUAUGCUGAAAGUGUUGACAUGCCUGGUACAAAAGUGGAUAGCAAGCAGAGAAUUACAGUGCGUAAUUUGCGUAUCCGUGAAGACACUGCCAAGUACUUGAGGAAUCUUGACCCCAAUUCAGCAUAUUAUGAUCCCAAAACAAGAUCUAUGAGGGACAACCCAUAUCGAGGAACAGGAAGAAAGGAUGACGAAGUUGAUUUUGCUGGAGAAAAUUUUGUCAGAUUUACUGGUGAUACUGUAAACCAAGCUAAAGCUCAGCUCUUUGCAUGGGAUGCUUAUGAAAAAGGUGUGGAUGUUAGCCUUCAGGCAGAACCAACAAAGCUUGAGUUACUAAAGAAGCAGUUUAUUGAUAAGAAGGAUGAAUUUAAAAAGAAAGUUUCAGAUGACCUUCUUGAAAAGUAUGGAGGGAAAGAACAUCUUGAUGUCCCACCCACUGAACUGCUAUUGUCUCAGACAGAAAAUUAUGUUGAGUAUUCCCGUCAUGGUAAAAUUAUCAAGGGCGCAGAAAAGCAAGUUGUAAGAUCCAAGUAUGAUGAGGAUAUAUACCCAAGGAAUCACACAAGUGUUUGGGGUAGUUAUUGGCGAGAUGGAGUAUGGGGUUACCGUUGCUGCCACUCAUUCAUCAAAAAUUCAUACUGCACUGGAGAGGCUGGAAAACAGUCAAAUACAGAAGUCCUCUUACCAACUGCCUCAACAUCAGCUGAACCAGAAAUAGCAGAGGAGAAAGAGGAAAAAACUCUCCUGGAAUUACAUCAAGAGAAAAUAGACAAGAAAAAGAAAAAGAAAAAGAAAAGGAAAAGCAAGAGCAAGAAUAAGAAAAGGAAGCGUAAUAAUAGUAGCAGCAGUAGCAGCAGCAGCAGCAGCAGCAGCAGUAGUAGCAGUAGUGAUUCAAGCAGUGAGUCCGAGAGUGAAGAACAGAAAGAAGAAAAGCGUAGGAAGAAGCUACGUGAGGCUUUGAUCCGAGCCAAGAUGGAAGAAGAUGCAGCAGCAAACAUGAUGAAAAUGGAUGAGCGCGUGAGAAAGUACAAUUCAAUGUAUAAUGCAAAGGCACCAACAGAAGAAGAGAUAGAAGCUUACCAAUUAAGAAGACAAAGAGAGGAUGAUCCAAUGGCAGCAUUUUUGGGCAAAUAACUGAAUUGCAGGUUUUCAUUACUCAGUGCUGUCAUUAUGUAAUUUUCUUUGAUGUGCACAUUAUGGGAGGGAUUGGGAAAUAAUUUGUAUAAAACAAAAAAUACAUAUUUGUUAAUAGAACUUACAGUAAAUUUGUGUUAUAUCUCAUUAAUGUGCAUAUAUUACCUGUGCAGUUUGUGAACUUACCCCAUACACAACCUGUAUACUACAACAUAGGAAUGUUUUUUGCAUAUUUUGAAGAUAUCUAUUUAAUGAAGAAUAGAGAUGUAACUCCUUUGGAAGAUGUCAAUAAUAUAUUGAGUAUCUUAAAUUGUCAAGAGUAAUUAGUUCUAAAAGUUUGUGACUAUAUCUGUAAUAAUAUUAGUAAAUGUAUGUUUCAUGUUUUUUUAAGUACAAUUAAGUAGAUGA
Penaeus indicus is the source of this 2300-nucleotide messenger RNA. It is a transcript of the gene Slu7, whose product is annotated as pre-mRNA-splicing factor SLU7-like. Gene Ontology annotation, molecular function: zinc ion binding; pre-mRNA 3'-splice site binding. Gene Ontology annotation, biological process: mRNA splicing, via spliceosome. NCBI's taxonomy places the organism in Eukaryota, Metazoa, Arthropoda, Malacostraca, Decapoda, Penaeidae. Bases 111 to 1892 code for a protein of 593 amino acids. The transcript is spliced from 2 exons. The record is from RefSeq and is a predicted model, not a curated record. Gene Ontology annotation, cellular component: spliceosomal complex.